UGUUUCUGCCAAAGUUUGUCAGGAUGGGUCUUUUGCAAGGUGUGUUAGUGUUGGUUGUGAUUGUGGCAGUUGACAUGAAGAGUGCAUGGGGAAGUUUGAGACACAGUCAAAGUCCAAGCAGCAUGAAGCCACAGUCAGAUCCAGCUUCCGGAGGUCCUGCUCUUUCUCUUCAAGGGGUCUUGAAUCCUUUGCAGAAGGCUUCUCAGUUUCAGAGUCAGGACUCCAGAGGAUUUGUGCAAGAGCCUCUUGGUUUUCAGGAGAAGCAGCUGUUGCAGGGUCCAGUCAAGCCUUUGGACUGGAGGUUUCCCAUCGUUCCAGAGGUGCAAAGCGAGUUGGCGGUGGACUUCCAGUUGAGGCAACCCGUGACUCCCAGUAGUGUGGCUGUUCAAUGCGGUGAGAACCGGGUUCUUGUGGAGGUAAAGAAGGAUUUGUUUAGCAAUGGUCAACUGAUCCAGCCAUCUGGUUUGUCUAUGGGAGGCUGUCCUGUUGUCGGUGAGGACUCUGCCUCUAGGAUGCUCAUCUUUGAAUAUGAACUACAGGACUGCAAUAGUGUGCUGAUGAUGACUGAGGAUGAGCUUGUCUACACCUUUGCUGUUACCUACACUCCUGAGGCGUUUGCUGGCACUGUACCUACACUCCUGAGGCACUUGAUGGCACUCCGAUUACCCGUACCAAUGGUGCAGUUGUUGGUGUUCAAUGCCACUAUCAAAGAUGACUGGUCCUAUCAGAGGCCUUCAAACUUGUACUUCCUGGGUGAUGUUAUUAAUAUUGAGGCAUCUGUGAAGGUGUACAACCACGUCCCACUGCGUGUGUUUGUGGACAGCUGUGUGGCCACCCAAGUACCUGAUGUGAAUGCUCUUCCGAGAUAUUCCUUCAUUGAGAAUCAUGGGUGCCUUGUGGAUGCUACGGCUUCCAGCUCCCGCUUCAUGCCUCGAACCCAGGAAGACCAGAUCCGGUUCCAGCUGGUUCAACAUGUGGUCCUGAUGGUGGAAGUGCUGCUCCUUUUGGGGGCAUUCAGUGGGAAGGCAAGGCCUCACUCGGUCCUGUAAUGGUUCAAGAGCGACUGAAGACUUCAGCUGGUUUUCAAUAAAUGGAGAAACCUA
Molecule: messenger RNA, 1103 nt
Organism: Sinocyclocheilus rhinocerous
Lineage: Eukaryota; Metazoa; Chordata; Actinopteri; Cypriniformes; Cyprinidae
Product: zona pellucida sperm-binding protein 3-like
Exons: 5
Coding region: 24-1049 (341 amino acids)
Biological process (GO): positive regulation of acrosome reaction; egg coat formation; binding of sperm to zona pellucida
Cellular component (GO): extracellular matrix
Molecular function (GO): acrosin binding
Source: RefSeq, a predicted model, not a curated record